AUGUCAUUCCAAAGAACCGUGCAUUCCAAGAGUGAUCCACUCUUAUCCGACCCGUUCCAUGACCACAAAAAAAAGGUUAGAGGUUCCAACAAACAAUUUCCUAAACCACAUUUCAUUUCCUUUGAUGUAUUCGGAACAUUAUAUACACCAAAAGCACCAAUUUCUCAUCAAUAUCAUGCAGUUGCACAGGAGGAAUUUGGAAUAAAUAAAUCACUAGAGUCAAUUGAGAAGGAAUUUCCAAAAAUAUACUCCGAGAUAUAUGAGAGAUAUCCUAAUUACGGCAAAAGAUCUUCAGACAUUGGAGACUGUGAUAUAUGGUGGCUGGAGAUUAUUGUUAAGUUAUUCGAUAUACCUCAUUAUACAAAGGAUGAAUUAUCAGCCCAAUUAUGCAAAAGACUCUUAUCCUAUUUUACUGGACCCGAAGCUUAUAUGGUAUACGAUGACGUGGUUCCUACGUUAACAAAGUUAAGAGAAAACAAUAUUAAUCUCAUCGUUUCAAGUAAUUCCGAUCUCCGUGUAAUGCAGAUCCUAAAGAACUUGGGCCUCAUGGAUUUCUUUGCCAAGGACCAAAUAUAUCUUUCCUAUGACCUCGAUGCUUCUAAGCCCGAUAAGAAGUUCUUCGAUUCCGUGUACGAACGAUUUUUGGCCUCGAAUCUACAUAACCCUAAUGAUGUUGACAAACAGCUUUAUUUGGAAAACUGCUGGCAUGUAGGCGAUAGUCAAGAUAAAGACUUUCUCGGCCCAAUUAGAUCUGGUUGGAACGCAGUUUUACUAGACAGAGAAAACACUAGCCAAUUCCUUAUUAAUUCUCAUUCUCCUCAAAGACCAAUGAUCAAGUCAUGUUUCGCUGAAAAUUCGGAUGAGGGUGUGGACAGCUCUGAAUUGAAGAUAAUUGCUAACAAUAGAGUAGUUCUUAGAAAUUUAGCCCAACUAUUAACCAUAUUUGGGUUGCACGAUUGA
Debaryomyces fabryi is the source of this 960-nucleotide messenger RNA. RefSeq lists its product as uncharacterized. The record is from RefSeq and is a predicted model, not a curated record. The transcript has a single exon. NCBI's taxonomy places the organism in Eukaryota, Fungi, Ascomycota, Pichiomycetes, Serinales, Debaryomycetaceae. Bases 1 to 960 code for a protein of 319 amino acids.